Molecule: messenger RNA, 646 nt
Organism: Diachasma alloeum
Lineage: Eukaryota; Metazoa; Arthropoda; Insecta; Hymenoptera; Braconidae
Gene: mRpL18
Product: 39S ribosomal protein L18, mitochondrial
Exons: 3
Coding region: 64-612 (182 amino acids)
Biological process (GO): translation
Cellular component (GO): mitochondrion; ribosome
Molecular function (GO): structural constituent of ribosome; 5S rRNA binding
Source: RefSeq, a predicted model, not a curated record
AAUCUGCCAUUAUUUUCAUCCCACGUGCAGGUUAGAACUCCCCGGGCUCCGAUGCUGUGAAAAAUGAGCGUUUUAACGAGAAAAUUGGCUUCUUUGAACCCUUCGAGACUCGGAAUAAGUGCAAUUAGUUCAAAUGCAGCUCUUGUUGACAACUGUACACAAGUGUCCAACAGAAAUCCGAGGAAUUUGGAGCUGUUGAGGAUCGCUAGGAAACCUGAUGGAUAUCAUCUGGAGAGAGUAUCUCGGAAAUUUUGGCAUGAACUAAUCAUCACACGAGGAGUUAAACACGUCGAGGUUCAUAUAGAACACAUAGAGAAUGGUCCAGUUAUCACAGCAUCCACCAAAGAAUGGUCCUUGAAGAAACGUCUCUACUCAUACCAAGACAGUUCUGCCUACAUGAAUAUAGGCAGAGUCCUCGCAGAGAGAUGCAUUGAGAGUGGAAUUUUCGCUAUUCACGUCAAUCCCCACAUGCCAAAGGGUGGAAAAAUCGAUUUAUUAUUAUCAAAACUGGAAGAGGGUGGAGUUGCCCUCGUCGAGCCUCCAGUAUACAAGAACCCCCACCCUUGGGAUCUCGAGAGACCUGAGAAACCGUGGGAUGUCAUAGAGCCGUAAAUGUAAAUAAUAAAAGUCAUUGAUUAAUCAUCAA